CGUAAAUCAAAUUAAUAACGGUUCUUGUCGCAAUUAAACCAAACUAUACAAACGGUAAAUUGUGUUAAAAUAAUUCUUCACAAGUUUAUUGGAAACAGUUUUCGUUAUUAAACUCUAUAGUGCUACUGGUUCAAAGUUAUAUUUUAAAACAGAUAUUUUGUGAAGAAAAUACCGCGCAUAAUACUUUAAGAGUGACGAUGUUUUCAUUCCUUAAAGUUAAGUUUAUCAUUUGUCAAUAAAGUGAAAAUAAUUGUAUCAAGUGUUUAACCUUGUUCGAUAACGAAAACGACACGAAUUAAUUUGUUUAAAAUCAGCGGCGUUUUAAAAUGGGUUGUAAACUUUCUCAAUUAGCCUCGUCAGAGUUCCAUUCAGAUCCUUUCCACCGUCCACCACCACCAUCAGACCCGAGAUCACCACUCACCACAAAACAACAGUAUUGUAUGCUCGCAUCAUGGAAAGGGAUUUUUAGACAGAUUGAGAAGACUGGAAUUAUUUUAUUCAUCAAGUUAUUUGAAGAAAACGAAGAGCUGCUUCAUCUAUUUGAGAAAUUCCGUGAGCUUCGAACUAAGGAAGCCAUCGUGAGUUCAGCGGAGCUAGCUGAACAUGCUACCCAGGUGAUGCAUACUCUGGAUGAAGGGAUCAAAGGUCUGGCAGAUAUGGACUCGUUCUUCGCCUACGUGCGCCACGUGGGUGGUACACAUCGUCAGGUUCCAGGGUUCAAGGCUGAGAACUUUUUGAAAAUCGAGCAGCCUUUUCUCGAAGCAGCGAAGACGACACUUGGAGACAGAUACACGCCGAACAUUGAAAACAUCUACAAGUUGACUAUAAGGUUCAUCUUAGAGAACUUGGUCAAGGGAUACGAAGAUGGCGGGAAUGAGAAUGAAACCCAAACAUAAAUGUAGUCCAUUAAAUUAUUUUAAUUUAAAUAUUAACAACCUUUUUUAUUACAAAAAUAAUGCAACAAUAACUUGAGAAUAUUUGUUUUAAGUAAAUUUGUAAAAAUAAAUAAUGUCUAUGUUACAAAUGUUAAUUUGUCUAUGAAGUUGACAAUUAACGCAGCAAAUGUCAAGUUUGUGUUUGAUUCUCUGUAUAUUUUAAAAGGUUUUAUUAAGGAAUCUUUCCAGUAUAAAGUUACAAAAAUCUGAAGCCAGCAAAGGAAUUCGGUAUUUCCUAAUAGAUUCCGAUCUCUACUUCUAUGUUGAACUUAUGUACUACGUCAAUCCAAGAUUGCGAUUCCAGCGCUACAGAAUUGAGAUAUCUCACAAUUAAGUCGGGAUAGCUAUUUUCUUUAGCAAAACAGUAAAUUGUAAGAAAUUUAAUGGAUUUAUUUCUCUAUUAAAACUUCGUUGAAUUUUA
This is a messenger RNA of Pieris brassicae (large cabbage white), 1356 nucleotides long. Its product is annotated as neuroglobin-like. The transcript is spliced from 3 exons. NCBI's taxonomy places the organism in Eukaryota, Metazoa, Arthropoda, Insecta, Lepidoptera, Pieridae. The record is from RefSeq and is a predicted model, not a curated record. The coding region runs from base 327 to 896 and encodes 189 amino acids. Gene Ontology annotation, molecular function: heme binding; oxygen binding.